Molecule: messenger RNA, 1774 nt
Organism: Nothoprocta perdicaria
Lineage: Eukaryota; Metazoa; Chordata; Aves; Tinamiformes; Tinamidae
Gene: VPS33B
Product: VPS33B, late endosome and lysosome associated
Exons: 22
Coding region: 37-1755 (572 amino acids)
Biological process (GO): vesicle-mediated transport; intracellular protein transport
Cellular component (GO): CORVET complex; lysosome
Source: RefSeq, a predicted model, not a curated record
CCCGGCAGGAAGGACCUGUUCAUCGAGGCCGACCUCAUGAGCCCCCUGGACCGCGUGGCCAACGUCUCCAUCCUCAAGCAGCACGAGGUGGACAAGCUGUUCAAGGUGGAGAACCGCGUGCCGGCCAGCGCCAGCGACCAGCUCUGCUUCCUCGUCCGCCCGCGGAUCCGCACCAUGCGGAGCAUCGCCGAUAUCAUCAACGCUGAUAAGAUGUCAGGGAGGAGCCGGAAGUACAAGAUCAUCUUCAGCCCCCAGAAGUUUUACGCUUGCGAGAUGGUGCUGGAGGAGGAGGGUGUCCUUGGCGAUGUGACCUGUGAUGAGUGGUCCUUCUACCUGCUGCCCCUGGACGAGGACAUCAUCAGCAUGGAGCUGCCCGAGUUCUUCCGUGACUACUUCUUGGAAGGAGAUCACCGCUGGAUCAACUCUGUCGCUCGAGCGCUGCAGUUGCUGAACUCCCUGUACGGGCCUUUCAGCAGGGCCUACGGGAUCGGCCGCUGUGCCAAGAUGAGCUACGAGUUGUGGCGGGACCUGGAGGAGGAGAGCGACAGCGACGGUCAGGGCAGGAAGCCUGAGAUCGGCACCGUCUUCCUCAUGGACAGAGACACGGACUACGUGACGGCGCUCUGCUCGCAGGUGGUCUACGAGGGGCUGCUGGACGACACCUUCCGCAUCAAGUGCGGGAGCGUGGACUUCGGGCCAGACGUCACCUCCUCGGACAAGAGCAUCAAGGUGCUGCUCAACUCCGAGGACAAGGUCUUCAGCCAGAUCCGCAAUGAACAUUUCUCCAGUGUUUUCGGCUUCCUGAGCCAGAAGUCCCGUAACCUGCAGGCGCAGUACGAUCGGCGCCGCGGCAUGGACAUCAAGCAGAUGAAGAACUUUGUGUCCCAGGAGCUGAAGGGCCUGAAGCAGGAGCAUCGCCUGCUGAGCCUGCAUAUCGGGGCCUGCGAGUCCAUCAUGAAGAAGAAAACCAAGCAGGACUUCCAGGAGAUGAUCAAGACGGAGCACGCCCUGCUGGAGGGCUUCGACAUCCGCGAGAGCACCAGCUUCAUAGAGGAGCACAUCGACCGGCAGGUGUCCCCCGUGGAGAGCCUGCGCCUGAUGUGCCUCCUGUCCAUCACGGAGAACGGUCUCGUCCCCAAGGACUAUCGCUCGCUGAAAACCCAGUACCUGCAGAGCUACGGCCCCGAGCACCUGCUGACCUUCCACAACCUGAAGCGCGUCGGGCUGCUCACGGAGCAGAGCCCCGGGGAGACGCUCACUGCCGUGGAGAGCAAAGUCAGCAAGUUGGUGACGGACCGAGCCGCAGGCAAAAUCACAGAUGCGUUUAAUUCUUUGGCCCGGAAGAGCAAUUUUCGAGGCAUCAGCAAGAAGCUGGGGUUGAUUCCCCGYGUGGACGGAGAGUACGACCUCAAAAUGCCGCGGGACAUGGGCUACGUUUUCAGCGGGGCCUACGUGCCCCUGAGCUGCAAGAUCAUUGAGCAGGUGCUGGAGCGCCGGAGCUGGCAGGGCCUCGAGGAAGUCGUGCGGCUGCUCAACGGCACCGAGUUCUGCAUCGCAGACAGCGGCGCCGAGGACGGCGCGGCCGGGGACGCGCAGCGCGUCGUCCUGGCCGUCUUCCUGGGCGGCUGCUCCUUCUCCGAGAUGGCGGCUCUGCGCUUCCUGGGCAAGGAGAAGGGGUACAAGUUCAUCUUCCUCACGACGGCCAUCACCAACAGCGCCCGCAUGAUGGAGGCCAUGAUCGAGACCAAGGCAUGAGGCCCCCGCGCACCGGCGG